UGGAAGUAAUAUAUUGGAAAAAGAAAAUAUGGAUUAAUUUUUUUUUUCUCUUAAUAUAUAGAUUCCACAAAUAUAUCAUUGUACGUUAAAAUCUGGUCGCAAACAACUUGAAGUUACAUUAAUAACAAAUGAAAAUUUAAGUAAUAUAUUUAAAAUUGCUAUUGAAAAUGAUACUAAAAAUCCGGCAUAUUAUGAAGUUAAUCUUGAUUUAAUUAAAUAUCCUCUGCAGUUAACUAUUAUCAAGGAAAGUUUAUCUAAUCAGCAACAGAUUCAUGAUGGUCUUCAAUUGAAACCAUUAUCAAAACAAGUUAAUAUCACAGAUUUAAAUCAUUUUCGUGUACAAUUUUGUCUGCAAGAUGAUGGAAUGAAUAAUUUUAAUCAUCCAAAAUUGUAUCCAUAUUCAAUUGUACAAUCAAUUGAAUUGAUUGAUAUAAAUGAAUCGAUUAGUAUGAUGCAAGCUUCUUAUCCAGAAAAUAAUGAAUUAGGACAAUAUAAUAUCAUGACACGUGAAAUGAUUAGUAAACGUCAACAUGAAAAUAAUGAGAAUACUGUUGGAACAUUACCGACAACAAAAAUAUUAAAAAAAAACAAUUAG
Messenger RNA from Rotaria sordida, 595 nucleotides. Lineage: Eukaryota; Metazoa; Rotifera; Eurotatoria; Philodinida; Philodinidae. The record is from the annotation of a GenBank genome assembly.